This is a messenger RNA of Malassezia pachydermatis, 1281 nucleotides long. RefSeq names its product lhp1-rna binding protein. The transcript has a single exon. Gene Ontology annotation, cellular component: nucleus. Gene Ontology annotation, biological process: RNA processing. Gene Ontology annotation, molecular function: mRNA binding. Bases 1 to 1281 code for a protein of 426 amino acids. The record is from RefSeq and is a predicted model, not a curated record. NCBI's taxonomy places the organism in Eukaryota, Fungi, Basidiomycota, Malasseziomycetes, Malasseziales, Malasseziaceae.
AUGUCAGGCACUCCUCUUUCGAAGGACGAGGCGAAGAGCGCGGCGCUGAAGCAGGUUGAGUUUUACUUUGCCGAUGCCAACUUGCCGUUCGACAAGUUUUUGUUCACACUCACGCGCAAGGACCCGCAAGGCUGGGUCCCGAUCGAGACGCUGGCCUCGUUCAAGCGUAUGAAGCCAGUGCGCGAGGUACUGAGCACGAGCGAGAUUGCCGAGGCGCUCCGUACGUCCGAGUCACUGCUGGAGGUCGACGAGGAGGGUACGCGUGUGCGCCGCAAGACCGAGCUGGUGCCGGUGCCCGACGCACACGCACGCAGUGUCUACGCCAAGGGCUUCCCGGACGAGUACGAUGGCCUGCAGAAGGAGCUGGAAGAUUACUUCUCGCAGUUCGGUCGGAUCAACAGUGUGCGUAUGCGCCGUGAGAACGAAAAGCCACGCAAGUUCAAGAACAGUGUGUUUGUGGAAUUCGCCGAGCCAGCGGACAUGACGGCGUUUUUGGCGCAGGCCAAGUCCAUGGACCCCAUUGAGGAUGGUGGCCACGGUGUGGUGUACAAGGAGACGAAGCUCCAGGUGAUGAGCAAGCCCGCGUACGUCGCUAUGAAGAUGAAGGAGAAGGGCAUUGACCCGAACAACAACCCAUCCAAGCCCUCUGGCCGCAAGUUCAAUGCGUUCCGCGAGAUGGAGCGUCAGCAUGGCCAUGCCGCAUCGGAGGCUGCCUCGUCGCGUGCGGAGCCUCUGUCGUUUGAGUACAAUGGCACCACGCUCACGACGCGGCCAGACGGCACGAUCGAUGGCGAUCAGGUCACAUUCCCGGAACGCAGUGUGCUCAAGUUUACCAACGCCGCGCAGGGCGGCAGCUGGAAAGAACUCAAGGACACGCUCACAACGCUGCACCCCACAUCGUUUGUCGAGUUCCCGAACGAUGCCGUUGAAGGUGUCGUGGGCUUCCGUGAACCAGUGACCGACGACAAGCUCAAGGAGAUCGUCGACAAGGGCAUCACUGUCGGCGGCAACACCGUGGCGUGGGAGCGCCUGGACGAGGCCAAGGCGCGUAACUUUUACAUUGAGCGUGCCAACUUCCGCGCGAGCUUUUUGCUGGACCGUCGCGAGGCGGACCGUCAUGCCCCGCGCCGUGGUGGUCGUGGCGGUGGUCGUGGCGGUCACCGCGGCCGCGGUGGACGCGGCGGCGGCCGUGGUGGCACCCGUGACGGCCAUCAUGAGAAGCGCAAGCACGAAGGCGAGCCGCCCUCGAUCGAACCAAAGCGUAGCAAGACCGAGGCGUAA